Entelurus aequoreus (snake pipefish) is the source of this 15709-nucleotide messenger RNA. RefSeq names its product dystrophin (gene dmd). Gene Ontology annotation, biological process: synaptic signaling. The record is from RefSeq and is a predicted model, not a curated record. Gene Ontology annotation, molecular function: protein binding; zinc ion binding. Bases 454 to 11472 code for a protein of 3672 amino acids. The transcript has 84 exons. Lineage: Eukaryota; Metazoa; Chordata; Actinopteri; Syngnathiformes; Syngnathidae. Gene Ontology annotation, cellular component: plasma membrane.
CAAUUGCAACAUUUGCAUAAUAUUAUUCAAUAGGUUGAAUAAUGCAGCACGUAACUGUGAACAUAUUUAUUUAGUUUUUGUAUUCAUGAUGUCAGGUGAGGAUCCCCUUCCUUUUGAAUACCGGAAAUAGAAUUUCUGUUAUGCGUCUGGCGCGCUGAGGACUUUCACGCAUGGCGUCUGCACACCAGAACCGUCACACAACUUACUAUUUCAGGAUGGGAAUGCUCCGCCGACCCCCUCGGCUUCCAGUCCGCACACCUGCUCGUCUCCGUCUGCUUCUCUCUGACAGACUCGACCCAAAGCUGCUCCUCGUCUUCUCUGCUCAGUUCCGUUCUUGCGUUCCACUCCAGUCUGUGGCCGGAGAAGUCAUCCAACUCUCCCUCGGACUACCUGCCUGUGUGCUCCAAAGACUUCCCUUUAGACCUUUUAGACCCACUUCCACUGUUGACCGACAUGGCGGAGGCUGUGCGCCCCGAGGACUACUGCGACGAGGCGGUGGAGGACGAGUUCGGCGAAAUCAUCAAGUGUCGAUCAGAUGAAAGAGAAGAUGUGCAAAAGAAGACUUUCACAAAAUGGGUCAACUCGCAGUUGUCUAAGACAGGAAAGCCACCUGUGGAGGAUCUCUUCUCAGACCUGUGUGAUGGACGACGCUUGUUGGAACUGUUGCAGGGUCUAGCAGGGCAUGAGCUGGUGAGGUUGGAAAAGGGCAGCUCACGUGUCCACUCGCUCAACAAUGUUAACCGAGCUCUGCAGAUCUUGCAGAAAAACAAGGUGGAGUUGGUGAACAUCGGCGCAACAGACAUCGUUGAUGGCAACCACAAACUAAUUCUUGGGCUCAUCUGGAGCAUCAUUCUCCACUGGCAGGUAAAGGAUGUGAUGAAGGAGGUGAUGGCUGGCCUAAAGCAGACCAACAGUGAGAAGAUUCUGCUGAGUUGGGUUCGUCAGAACACAAGCCAGUACCCACAGGUCAACGUGGUCAACUUCUCCAGUAGCUGGAAUGAUGGGCUGGCGUUCAAUGCCCUCAUCCACAGCCACAGACCGGAACUGUUCGACUGGAGCUCUGUAGAAGCCAAAGCGUCAGUGAUUGACAGACUGGAACAUGCCUUCAGUACAGCAGAACGACACCUGGGCAUCGACAGAUUGCUGGACCCCGAAGACGUGGCAGUGCCUCAUCCCGACAAGAAGAGUGUCAUCAUGUACGUGACGUCGCUCUUCCAGGUGCUGCCACAGAGCGUUACCAUGGAGGCCAUCCAGGAAGUUGAGACGCUUCCACGGGCCGGUAGUGCCACCAACGCCCCCCGCGUGCUGACUGAGGAACAUUAUCAGAUCCAGACCAAACAGCGCUUCUCCCAGCAGAUCACAUUGAGCGUGGCUCAGGGCCGAGUACAGAGUCCCUCCCCUCAGCCUCGCUAUAAAAGCUGCGCCUACACCCAGGCGGCCUAUGUCAAGUCGCCUGAGCAAAAGAGGAGACGCUUUACUGAGCAGUUCCUGAGUCCCAGUCAAGAGGAGCUGCAGCGAGGCCUCAGUCCUCUACCUCCCGGCUCCACCACUCUGGAGGCUUAUCAAAUGGCCCUGGAGGAAGUGCUGACAUGGCUUCUGUCGGCUGAAGAUGGGCUCCAGUCUCAGCCUCCCGUCUCUGACCUUGUUGAGGAAGUAAAGGAGCAGUUUCACACACAUGAGGGCUACAUGGUGGAGCUCACCACACACCAGGGCAGCGUCGGACGCGUCCUACGGGCCGGUGCCGCCUUACUGGCUGAAGGGAACCUGAGCGAGGAGGAGGACACAGAAGUGAGGGAGCAGAUGAACCUACUGAACUCUCGGUGGGAGCACCUUAGGGUGGCCAGCAUGGAGAGACAGAACAGACUCCAUCAAGUCCUGAUGGACCUGCAGCACAAGCAGCUGCAACAGCUCACAGACUGGCUGGACAAGACAGAAGCACGGGUCAAGAAGAUGGAGGCUCAGCCGCUCGGUCCUGACUUGGAGGACGUCAAACACCAAGUGGAAGAGCACAAGCUCCUGCAGGAGGACUUGGAGCAGGAGCAGGUCCGGGUUAACUCGCUCACCCACAUGGUGGUGGUGGUGGACGAGACCAGCGGGGACAGCGCCACCGCCGUCUUGGAGAGUAAACUUCAGGUUCUGGGCGACCGCUGGGCAGCCAUUUGUAGAUGGACAGAAGAACGCUGGAUUCUGCUGCAGGAGAUUUUAUUGAAAUGGCAGCACUUCACCAAUGAACAAUGUUUAUUUGACUCGUGGCUUACGCAGAAGGAAGAGUUGGUUCGCUCCAUCAAGACCCCCAAUGUAAAGGACCACACCUCCACAGUGGCCUGCCUCCGACAUCUGGCUACUGUAAAAACAGACCUGGACCUGAAGCGCCCCACCAUGGACAAGCUCUGCUCCAUGAGUCAGGACCUGCUGUCCAGCGUCAAGAACAAGGAGGUGGCCAGCAAAGUGGAGGCCAGACUGGAAAGCUUUGCUCAACGUUGGGAGCGACUAGCUCAGAGUCUUGAUGUGAUCAGCUCCCAGCUCUCGCCGGCCGUUGGUGCGGCGGCCCUGCAGUCCGAGCUGACCCACUCCGUCAUGUCGACUGUCACCAAGGUGACAACGAGGGAAAAGGUUACGGCAUUGCGCCAAGCAAGAGAAUCGCCGCCGCCACAGAAGAAGAGGCAGGUGGUGGUCGAUUCGGAACUCAGAAAAAGUUGCAUGCACCCGUUUCUGCUGACUUUUCUCAGCAGGUUUGACGUGGACUUCACAGAGGUCCACAGCUACAUGACUCGAGGCGAGGCCAUCCUGCAGAGUCCUGAGUUCUCUGUGUCUCGCAAAGAAGGCAGCAUUCAAGAUCUGUAUGACAAAGUGCAGCUGAUAGAACGAGAACGUCCAGAGAAGUACCGAAAGCUCCAAGAAGCGACGCGCACCGCUCAGACACUGGUUGAGCAAGAGGGAACUCGGGCUGAGGACAUUGCUCAGGCAGCCGAGCAGUUAAACCAGCGCUGGGUGGGCUUCUGUGCACUUUUGGCAGACAGGCUUGUAUGGUUGGCCUACCAGACCAAGGUGUUGGCAUUCUACAACUUGUACGAGCAGUGCGUGCAGUCAGUGGACACCAGUGAAAACUGGCUCAAGAUUCAACUGCCACCAUCAUUAGAAGCUGAGACGCUCAAGGUGCAGCUGGACCGAUGCAGAGAGGAGGUAGCCCACCUGGCUUCCCUGCAACCACAAGUGGAGCUACUAGAUGUACGUUUGAAAGAGCUAAAAGAGGAGAAAGAUGCCGAGGAGGACCCGUCAGCAUUCCUGGACGCCGACAUCAAUGCGUUUAAGGAGCACUACCACAAAGUUCUGGAGGACCUUAGAGCAAGAGAGCGGCAUCUACAACUGAUUUUGGAAAGCUUGCCCCCAGCUCGUUAUAAGGAAACGACAUUGACGCUGUUGGCGUGGUUGCAGCAGUGCGAGGCCAAACUGGCUAUUCCAUCCACUGCAGUUACAGAGUAUCCUAUCAUGGAGCAGCGACUAAAGGACAUCCAGGCACUCCAGGUGGCGCUGACCAGUCACCAAGGAGAGGUAGACUACCUGACAUCAACUGUGGAGCAGGUCUUCCAGAAAGCUCCACCUGAAAUUUGCCAGAAGUAUCGCACUGAGAUGGACAGCAUCAUGUCACGCUGGAGGCGACUCAGCACAACUCUGACGGACAAUGCAAAGACCAUUAAGGAGCUCAUGGCUAAACUCAUGCAAUUUGAGAAUGACGUGAAGACGCUGAAGAAGUGGAUGGCGGACGUGGACAUCUUCCUGAAUGAGGAAUGGCCAGCGCUGGGAGACUCGGAAGCGCUUGAGAAGCAACUGGAACAAUGCACGGCCCUGGUGAACGACAUCCACACCAUCCAGCCCAGCGUCAACGGAAUCAACGAAGUGGGCCUGCAGCUAAAGAAGGAGGCGGAGCCACCUUUCGCCAUCCACAUUCAGAAGGAGCUGGAUGAACUGAACGCCCAAUGGGAGAAUGUUUGCAAACAGGCUUAUGCUAAGAAGUCAGCUCUGAAAGGCGGCCUGGAUAAGACCAUGGCUCUGAGGAAGGAAAUGCAGGAGAUGCAAGAGUGGAUAAACCAGGCUGAGGAAGACUACUUGGAGAGAGAUUUCACUUACAAGACACCCGAAGAGCUACGCAAAGCAGUGGAGGAACUUAAGAGGGCUCAGGAAGAGGUUAACUCCAAAGAGCUCAAGGUGAAACUUCUGACUGACAGCGUGAAUAGUUUUAUCGCCAAGGCGCCUCCCACGGCACAUGACGCACUGCGUUCAGAGCUGGAUGUGCUGAAGGCUAACUACCAGCGCCUGUGCAGCCGCCUGGAUGGAAAAUGCAAAACUCUGGAGGAGGUUUGGGCGUGCUGGUGUGAGUUGCUGUCCUACCUGGAGCAGGAGAAUGCCUUCCUGGACCAGGUGGAGCAGAAGCUUGACGAAACUGAGAACCUCCAAGGAGGGGCAGAGAAGCUGAAGUCGGCGUUGGAUGGUUUAGAGGCUCUCCUGCGACAUCCCGAGGACAACAGGAACCACAUUCGAGAGCUUGCUCAGACUCUGAUGGACGGAGGCGUUUUGGAUGAGCUGAUUCAGCAGAAACUUGAUGCCUUCAACACGCGAUGGGACGAGCUCAUGGCGAGGGUGUCACUCAGGCAGAAAGAGCUGGCCAAGAGCCUCCAGUGGGCCCAGGAGAAUGACAAGACCCUCAGGAGUAUCCAGGAGUCGCUGGCCAACACUGAUCGCCACCUGACGGCGUACUUGGCCGACCACAUUGAUGCCCAGCAGAUACCACAGGAGGCUCAGAAGAUCCAGUCAGACCUGAGCAGCUAUGAUGCAACCUUGGAGGAAAUAAAGAGGAAGAAUCAGGAGAAGGUUCCGUCCCAGAGGAUGAUUGGACAGAUAGACUUCACGCAGAAAAUGCUGGCAGACGUGUGGACCAAGUUCCGGCUCUUCCAGAAACCAGCUAACUUUGAGGAGAGGCUGGCUGAAUGCGAACGUAUGCUAGCUGAGGUCAAAACUCAGGUGGGGGUGCUGGACAUCCGCAGCGUGGAGCAGGACGUGGUGCAGUCUCAGCUGGAGCAGUGCAUGAAGCUGUACAAGGUGCUGAGUGAGGUCAAAGGUGAGGUGGAGACUGUGAUCAAGACCGGCAGGCAGAUCGUGCAAAGACAACAGACGGAGCAUCCCAAAGAGCUGGACGACCGUGUAACGGCGCUCAAACUGCUGUACAACCAGCUAGGAGCGCAGAUAACUGAGAGCAAAUUGGAGCUUGAGAAAAGUUUGAAGUUGUCCAGGAAGCUUCGCAAGGAGCUCAACGGGCUGACCGAGUGGCUCGCCGCCACUGAUGCCGAGCUGACCAGGCGCUCCGCUGUCGACGGGAUGCCCAGUGACCUAGAGGCCGAGGUGGCGUGGGCGCAGUCCAUCCACGGCGAGACAGAGCGGCGUCAGCCCCAGCUGCAGGCCGUGGUGGAGCUGGCCGAGGCCCUCAAGGUGGUGCUUCGUGGCCACGGGAGCCUGGUGGAUGACAAAGUCAGCCUGCUGCACUGCAACUGGAUUGCAGUCACAUCCCGAGCAGAAGAAUGGCUUAACCUGCUGCUGGCUUACCAGCAGCAGAUGAGGAAGUUGGAUGGAGAAAUUGAGGAAGUGAAUGGAUGGAUCGACGGAGCGAAUCAAAAGAUGGAUGAGAUCGAAAGCGCGGGACCAAAUGAUGCUGCGCUUAAGGUAUUGCGUGCCGAGCUGGAGCUUACGCGGGGUAAGAUGGAUGAAGUGAGGGCCUUGGCACAGGAGCUCAUGGCCACCAGGGGGGAGAACUGUCAAGCCCAUGUGGGGCCCAAAGUGAAGCUUCUGAACCAGAAGUUUGACGCCGUUGAGCAACGCAUCGCCUCUGGACCGAGAGCGGCAUCGGCCAAAGAACUGGAGCAGUAUCACAGUGAAGCUCAGAUCUGGUUGGAUCUCCUAGAGGAGGAAGUGAAACAGGGUGAAAACCUCAAGGAAGAGGACUUUCAGGAAGACAAGGACUUUGAAGAAGGUGCAGUGAAGGAGUUACUGUUGAGAGGAGAGAAAUUGCAGAAGAGAGCUCCGGAUCAGGACAAGAAAGAACAGAUCAAACAGAAGCAAAAGCGGCUAAGCAACAAAUACAACAAUGUCAAGGACCUGCGCGUGCUGAGGAACAAGAAGGCACUCGCCAUUGCACCGCAGUGGUAUCAGUACCGUAGAAGGUCACAUGACCUGCUGUCAUGGCUAGACAAUAUCCAGCGCAGCGUUGACCAGCUGCCUGACCCUCCUCAGGGGGAGAGGGUCAAGGAAAUUGGCUCAGAGAUGGCCCAGAAGAAGGAGGAGCUUAAGGAGUUGCAGGGUUUAGCCAAUCAGCUCUCAGAGGCUGGAGCCGCCACUCUAGUGGAGCCUCGGCAGAUUCAGCUCAACACUCGCUGGGCUGAGUUGGAGGGCAAGUUCUUACCCUUCCAAAGACAAUGUGAUUACCUGACAGAGCUGCAGGUGCUGCUACGUUCUGUGUCAGAGGCAGACUUCAAGCUGAACUCUCCAGAGUACUGGCCGGCCUCUUAUUACAACCUACCUCAACAAGAACACUGCCUGCAGGAAGUCAAAGUGAGCAUCGACAAACUGCGAGGUCCAGUGGAGGCUGCCUUAGCCCGUAGACAGGAAGUGGCGUCUAGAGCCCGACCAAUGGAAGCCCAGCGGAUCCAGGAAAGUGCUGCCCUCCUACGAAACAACUGUGACAAACUGAACAAGCUGCACAAAGACCGGCUAAUGCGCUGGCAGAGCUGCAACUCCAAGUGGCAAAAGUUUGUUUCGGAUCAGAGGGCGUUUGAGGAGUGGCUUCAUGAAGCUGAAGAUGCCCUCAAGAUGGCCGCAAGCGACCCAGCAGCACAAAAGCAGCACCUCAAGUACCUGACAGAAGCCAUCCCACAGCAGGAACUGGUGUUGAACCAAGUGACAUCUGCAGGCGAGGAUAUCAGCCAGAUGAGUACGCCAGACGAUGCCUCCCGCCUCCGAGUGCAGCUCCAAUUCUUAAAUACUCGCUGGGCUCACAUCUGCCAGCAGCUUAAUGAGCGCAAGAGAAGGUCAGCAGAGGCACAAGCGUCGGCAGCACAGCUGCAAGAGCGCAUGGGCUCCGUGCUGGGUUGGCUGGACAUGGCAGAGAAUGUCCUGGCCCUCCCUCUGCAACCUGCUGAGCCGCAACACCUCAGACACACAUUGGGCAAAGUACAGGCAUGUAUGGAAGAACUUCCCGGCAAGAAAGCAGUGGUGGAGGACCUGAACAUGCGACAUCGACAGAUUCCUGCUGAUAAACAAAAAGACAUCAAGAUCAUCAAUUCUCGCUUUGAAAAGGUGUCCAAGGCUCUGCCUGAGCGCGCGCUGGAGAUUGAGAUUCUGCUGCGGGACCUGGAGGGACUUCAGGGUCAGUUGGACUAUCUGUCAGGCUGGACAUCCAAAUCCAGAACCCACCUGGAGCACACUCCAGAGGAGCCCCCACCAAGUCUCAUCGAGGAAGUGCAAGUCAAGCAGCCCCAAGUUGAGUCGGUUCUUGAGCGAGCGAAUCAGUUCUACAAAGAUGUUCCUCCGAGUCAUUCAGAGAAGGUGAGGUACAUGAAGGUGCAAGAAGACUGGUUAGUCAUCAUGGAGUUGUUGCGGCAGCAUCAGGAGAGGAAAAACCUACUUGUGGCCAAGAAAGCCAAUGAAAUGCUUACUGGUAGUUUGCAGUCUGAGGCUGCAGCCCUGGCGCAGUUUAACAAGUCGUGGGCAGAACUGACUGAUUGGCUGACAAUGCUGGACAACAUGGUGCAGAACAAGCGUGUGGUGGUGGCUGACCUGGAUGACAUUAACGACAACAUUGGCCAACUGAAGACAUCUUUGAAGGAGCUAGAUCAGCGACGCCCUCUUCUGGACAGACAGAUUACUGCGGCCCAAAACCUAAAAAACAAAACCAGCAACCAGGACACACGCAACGCUAUCACUGAGCGCAUGGACCGGCUUCAGAUCCACUGGGAGGACUCUCAGGCCAAACUCUUGUCCAGAAGCAAGCAUCUACACACUAUGCUGCAGGACUCCAGCGAGUGGCUGGACUCCAAGCAGAGGGUGGACAUUCUCAUCAAGCAGGCCAGCGAGAGACUGGAGUCCUGGCAGGAGGUCACCUACACGGUGGAUGAUCUCACAAGACAGAACGCUGAACUUAAGCACUUCGCCAGCGACAUUCGACAGUGGCAGGGUCAAGUGGAUGAAACCAAUACUUUAGCUGACAAACUGCUGACACGUUAUGCCAAUGACGACACACAUAAGGUGACCCAGGUUAACGACAACAUGGUGGCCGUCUGGACACACGUCAACAAGCGUGUUUCAGACAGAGAGGCAGCUCUAGAAGCAGCCCUGAAGCUGCUGCAGCAGUUCUACCUCGACCUCGAUAAGUUCCUCAACUGGCUGACAGAGGCCGAGACGACAUGUAAUGUUUUGAUGGACGCCACCAACAAGGAGAGACUGGAGCAGCCAGAGGGAGCCCGGAAUCUUCUGGCCCAAUGGAAGGACCUGGAAAAGGAGGUGGACGGCCACACAGAGCUGUAUCAUUCCUUGGAUGACCACGGCCAGAGAAUUCUAACAUCAAUGGGGGACUCAGAAGAUGCUGCACUCCUCCACAGACGUCUGAACAACAUGAACCAGCGCUGGAAUGAUCUGCGCAGCAAGACUCUUAGCAUGAGGGCUUACUUGGACUCAGAAAUGGCACCCUGGAAGAGGCUCCACAUGUCGCUGCAGGAGCUGCUGAACUGGCUGAGGAUGAAAUCUCAGCAGCUUGAGCAGGAGCCGCCUGUAGGGGGCGACGUCCCUUCUGUCCAGACCCAGUUGGACACCCACAGGGGCUUCAGACGCGAUGUUCAAGCCAAAGAGCCUGUUGUGACCAAGGCACUGGAUGAUGUCGGAGUGUUCCUCUCUGAGUUGCCUCGAGAGCCUCUGAUGCCUGAGCAACGAGACAUCAGCCCCGAGGAGCGUGCCCAAAAUGUCGGGCGAAUCCUGCGCAAGGAAGCGGACAAUGUGAUGACCAGCUGGGAGCGGCUCAAUAACGACUCUGCUGUUUGGCUGAGGAGACUUGAGGCGGCUCUGAAGCGGCUGAUUGAACUCCAGGAGACGGCGGACCUUGUGGACGGUCAGCUAAGGCAGGCAGAGAUGGUAAAGGAGGCUUGGGAGCCGGUCGGAGAACUUCUCAUCGACUCUCUGCCAGAGCACAUAGAGAGAGUCAAGGAGUUCCAGGAAGAAAUCGCUCCUAUUUACGAGGAUGUUGUCCACAUGAACCAGUUGGCGUCCACUUUUGGUCCGCCUGAGCUCCAGCUCUCAACAAACAAUCUGGAACACAUCGAAGAUCUCAACACACGCUGGAAACUGUUGCAGGUCUCAGUUGAAGACCACUUGAAGCAGCUGAUGGAUGCACACAGAGACUUUGGCCUCCUUCACGGAUCCGUUGACAGACCCUUCGAGCAGAGGGUCUCCCCAAACAACGUACCCUACUACAUUAAAGAAGAAACUGGACCUGACCAGAUGACCAAGACACUCCACCAAACCCAGACGACAUGCUGGGACCAUCCCAAGAUGGCGGAACUCUAUCAGUCUCUGUCCGACCUGAACAAUGUUCGAUUUUCAGCCUACCGAACAGCAAUGAAACUCAGACGCCUGCAGAAGGCUUUGUGUCUGGACCUACUGAGCAUGCCAACGGCGUGCGAGGUGUUCGACCAGCAUGGCUUGAAGCAAAACGAGCAGCUGCUCGACAUCUCCCAGCUGGGAGCCUGUCUGAGCAGCCUGUACCAGCGGCUGGAGCAAAGCCACGCCCACCUGGUCAGUGUCCCACUUUGCGUUGAUAUGUGCCUCAACUGGCUGCUCAACGUCUAUGACACCGGGCGCUCUGGGAAGAUUCGCACCUUGUCAUUCAAAACUGGAAUCGUCUCCCUCUGCAAAGCUCACCUGGAGGAUAAGUACAGAUUCUUGUUCAGGCAGGUUGCGAGUGCGACCGGCUUCUGCGACCAGCGUCGUCUCGGCCUCCUUCUCCAUGAUUCCAUCCAGAUCCCGCGGCAGCUUGGCGAAGUCGCUUCAUUUGGCGGCUCCAACAUCGAGCCCUCCGUCCGUAGCUGCUUCCAGUUUGCCAACAACAAACCCGAGUUGGAGGCUGCAAUGUUCCUAGACUGGAUGCGUCUGGAGCCUCAGUCCAUGGUGUGGCUGCCCGUGCUUCACCGCGUGGCCGCCGCUGAGACAGCCAAGCACCAGGCCAAGUGCAACAUCUGUAAGGAGUGUCCCAUCAUCGGCCUCAGAUACCGCAGUCUGAAACACUUCAACUAUGACAUUUGCCAAAGCUGCUUUUUCUCUGGUCGUAUCGCCAAGGGACACAAGAUGCAGUAUCCUAUGGUGGAGUACUGCACCCCGACCACAUCAGGGGAGGACGUCAGGGACUUUGCCAAGGUGCUGAAGAACAAGUUCAGAACCAAGCGCUACUUUGCCAAACACCCACGUAUGGGAUACUUGCCGGUCCAGACCAUCCUAGAGGGCGACAACAUGGAAACUCCUGUCACACUGAUCAACUUCUGGCCAGUAGAUCAUGCGCCUGGCUCAUCCCCUCAGCUUUCGCACGACGACACGCACACACGGAUCGAGCACUACGCCAACCGGUUAGCAGAAAUGGAGAAUCGUAAUGGCUGUUAUCUGAAUGACAGUAUCUCACCCAAUGAGAGCAUUGAUGACGAGCACAUGUUGAUCCAACACUACUGCCAGUCUCUGAACCAAGGCUCUCCCCUUAGCCAGCCCCGCAGUCCGGCCCAGAUCCUUGUCUCCAUGGAAACAGAAGAGAAAGGAGAGUUGGAGCGGGUCCUCAACGACUUGGAGCAGGAAAACAGGAAGCUGCAAGCCGAGUAUGACCGUCUGAAGAAGGCCCAUGACAGAAAGGGCCUGUCCCCUCUACCUUCGCCUCCAGAAAUGCUGCCUGUGUCGCCGCAACGCGCACGAGACGCCGAGCUCAUUGCCGAGGCCAAACUGCUGCGACAGCACAAGGGGCGCCUGGAGGCUCGGAUGCAGAUCCUUGAGGAUCACAACAAACAGCUGGAGUCCCAACUGCACCGACUCAGGCAACUCCUAGAGCAGACGGAUUCCAAGGUGAACGGCACUGCUAUGUCCUCCCCUUCCACCUCGUCUCAACGCUCAGACUCUUCACUUCCUCAUCUCCGCGUGGCUGCCAGCCAGACUACUGACACAAUGGGUGAUGACGACCUGUCCACCCCUUCCCACGAUGCAUCUGGGCUGGAAGAAGUGAUGGAACAGCUCAACCACUCCUUCCCUCAUAGCCAAGGUUUGUUCUCAAACACCUGUCCCUCCUCGGGGCCCAGCAUUGGUAGUUUGUUCCACAUGGCAGACGAUCUGGGCCGCACCAUGGAGUCUUUGGUCAGCAUCAUGACAGACAAGCCAAUCGUGAACCAGGCACCGUUCUUCUGAGCUCCCCCUCCCCUCAUUUCCCCCAACCCACUGCAUGCUUUUAUAGUCUAAAGAGCUGGAUUGGCAGACACACUGAAUAUAAAAAUGUCUAUUUUUGUCUUUGUGGUGUGCAAAAGACGCGUUAAAGUAAAAAAAAAGAAAAUUCUGUAGAUUUCAGUAGUUUCUUAAACCGUCCUGAGGUUUUUAAACUUCUAUGCAAUUGUAUAAAAAUAGUUUUUUGGGAGUGGGGGGAGACAAGAAAAAAAAAGGAUACGUGUGUUUAGCGUGCAUCACUUUGUAACCAGCAAAAAUGACAUUUGUAUAAAAAAAAAAGAGAAUGAUUUUAAUAAUAAAUUUAUUAUAAUGUCUUUAUAUAACAGCGUACAAUACUGUUAAGGUAAUGCAGGCAUCCUGGAACUUUACAGUACGUUGUGUGUGUGUUCAUGUCCAUAUGCUCCUCCAUAAUAACACGUCUCCAUUAACUCGGUUGUCAUCUCAGGACGUUGUUUCCAACAUGCACGUUGUCAAAUCAUUGGAUCAUUUGAUUGCAAAUGUUUUCAAGUAAAGAGCCUUACACUGUUUGGUACACAUUGCACACUGUCAUGAAAUAUCAUUUAACUACUGGAAUAUGUCCUGGUAUACUCUGUAGUCCAGGCCAUGCUAAUCUGCAAAGGUUGUUUGUUAAAAACAUUUUAAUUUUCAUCUAAAAGGUUUCCUGAGUUCUAAAUUUUAGAUGUGAAGGGUUCAUGAUUUAUUUCUCUUAACUGUGUGUCUGCUGGGGGUGGUCACAAUAGGGUGGUUGCCAGGCAACGACCGUCCGUCAGAACCAUUAGCCAUUCUUCUUUGGGUCAAAAUUUUAGGUGUGGAGUUUCCCUAUUUAUGUCUCUACUUGGUUGAAGUUGCUGUCGUCCUGCAUACGAAUAGGCCGUUCCCCUCGCUGAUAGCAGAUCAGCUUGUUAGUGGCCACUUUUCCUGUGGAAUGAGACAAUAUUUGGAUACCUGUGAUCAAUGUUCCCUCUAAUUUUUAAUGUUUGUGAGCAAACGCACAAACUCCCUGAGCAUUCAGUGGAGCACAUGUGAGCAACAUCAGACGUGCACACUGUGGCCACACCAGCGUCACACCUGUCCCAAACCUGACAUCAUAACAAUUUAAAUGUUUUAUUAAAAUAAUUUUCUGAUAUAAGUGAUUUUGCCCUCUUACAAUGAAAAUAACAAAAAAACAUGUUUUUCUUGACCUGUCUGGCUGCGGGUCCUGCCUUUAAAAGAAAUGUCACCCCUUUCAGAGAUUACAUUUAGUUCCUUUAACUUUCUGUCUGUAAAAUACAUCUUUUCAUUAGCAUUUAUGAAAUCUAGUGACAAUAUUUCAUGAAUAAUAUCCUUAGAUUAACAUUCUUAAUAAAUGGCAGUAAAAUAAUCACACAUCUGAUUGAGGAAUCAGAGUGUUACAACCUGGCAUUUACACAUUGUUUGGCGUUGGGGUUGUCCGACUUUUUGUGUGGCCAUAAACGCAGCACUGGCUAAGUGCCAUGAGUGCGUGUGUUGGUGCAGGUGAGACAGAGCGAGCGGCUUCUGUUAAAAGGACGGAUGACAAAGUUGGUUUAAACCUGGUUUGUAUGGCAGAAAAUUACCAGUUUUUAUAGAUAAAAGUUUUUUACUCAUGUUUUUGGUGUGGUUACAAACAGUUUUGCUCAACAAAGUGAUUGAUGGAAUUCCUGUCCGUAAAGUGUCUCGACAGACGAUAAUUGAACUGUGUUGACAAAGAAUGUUUUAUUCAUUGGGGCCACUCUUGUUGUCACCUGUCACUUUUGCAUUGCAAAAUCGUACAGAAUAAAUUGUAAUGUGUUUAUUUUGUUUAAAGUUCUGAUGGGAUUUUUGAUUUUCUGCGCGGCAUUAAUUUGCUGUGCGCAGAGGACGCGUGAGCAGUGCGCAAUUGCGCAGGCCCGCACCUUAGAGGGAAUGUUGCUGUGAUCCCUCCUAUUUUACCAUACAAGAUCCCAUAUUUCGCCUUUCUUUCCCUGCGCCUUCCUGUUCCCUUAUUUCAACUUCCAUGGUGUAAAAUUACAUCAGCUUGGCAUAAGACACCCUGUAGCCCAGAGCUAUUCAACCGGUAAACCAAGGGCCGGGAAUGACACAAUCCCGGCCCCCAAGUUCAGUUCAAAACUUUCGGGGCAAACAUUUUUGCAGCAAAUUCCUAAAAACACGAGUUGUUUAUAAAGAAACUUGGACCACUGUAAACACAUUUGCAGAUCAUUGCGCUGACAUUUCACCCUUGCUCGCACACAUAAAACACCGGGGUCCAAACUUGUGAUUACACUAUUGAGGCGUUCCUCAAGGCACCCCUUUAAGUCCUCUUCUUUUUGGCGGUUACAAAUCUUUUUUGUAAUGUGAUUUAUGUAACUAAGGCGUUGCUGUAGCUUGUUUACUUCAGAUGCAGUCAGUCAUUUGUUCAACUUCUUCAGUUGUACUAGUGGUGUACCUCAAGGUUCCAUUUCCGGUCCUCUCUUUUUCAUCAUUUGUGCUAAUCAAUUGGUGGCUUGUGAGUUCAGUUCAAAAAAACUUGUGACUCACAUUUUUGCAGAAUAUUCUUAAAGCACUAGAGUGCUGUCACAGAGAUGAUCUUUGACUAGCUUUUUUGCAGAAUUUCCAUAAGAACGGCAAAGUGCUCCUGUAACUCUGACAAAAUAAACAGAUUCAAAUGAAAUGCUGGUUCGCCGCAAUAUACACAAUGAGACUAUUGAAGUCUAGCCCCUUGGUCCUUCGUUUUCUGGAAAUGAGGCCCCCAAAACAAUUUAGUUGAUUAUCCCUGCUGUAGUCUGUAAAGACACGUUUUUAAAAUAGUACAAUCACACUGUUGCACAAUAUAGUAGACAGUAAUGUAUUCCCACCAGCUCCCCGGAGCAGAAUUUCCCUUAUUUUCUGGGAAGUGUCCCUAACUCUCAAAAGCUAAUAUUGACAGGUAUGGAGAAUGUCAGGACAUUGACGAUAGGUGAUGACGUCAACCUCCAGUUUAUGUAAAUAAAUAAAUGAUAAAUGGGUUAUACUUGUAUAGCGCUUUUCUACCUUUAAGGUACUCAAAGCGCUUUGACAGUAUUUCCACAUUCACCCAUUCACACACACAUUCACACACUGAUGGCGGGAGCUGCCAUGCAAGGCGCUAACCAGCAGCCAUCAGAGGCAAAGGGUGAAGUGUCUUGCCCAAGGACACAACGGACGUGACUAGGAAGGUAGAAGGUGGGAAUUGAACCCCAGUAACCAGCAACACUCCGAUUGCUGGCACAGCCACUCUACCAACUUCGCCACGCUGUAGUGCCUUUCUAGUUUGACAUACCUUUUCAAACCAGCGGUCCUGCUUAUUCAGAAUUAGGACAUCCAAAUUUGUGCCCAGCGGUCUUUCAGCAGCCUCACCCUCAUGUGACCACCCCCGGAGAACACGCCUACCAGAGACAUAAACAGAAAGUCCCAACUCCUAAACUUUAUGCGUGAAGAAGCCUUAAACAAGGAGUGUGCGUUUGUCCCAUUUGAAGCUUUGCAGAUGACCUCCUGGAAGAUUGUUUUGUCGUUGAGGCUGCUACUGAAAUAUGACUGAUUGACGGGAAAAUGGUUUGAAGUUUCGAGCGUGCGUUGUUUCUCUACCGUUGGAAUUCCUCUGACACAGGGGUGUCCAAAGGUCUACCCGGGGCCCUUUUCAGCCCAAAGCUUGUUUUUUUAUUGGCUCCUAUAUUGUUAAAAAAAAAAAAAAAGAAGAUAAUAAACUCAAUUGAAUUCAUAAUUACUGAGAUAAAUUACCAGAAGCUACACCAUUAGGUGUUUUGUUCAUUGGAUUUCAGCAUAUUUAAUGCAAUCGGUUUGGACACCCCUGCUUUAAUGUGGCUGGAAAUCAUAAUUGUGUCUUUUGUGUGUUCAUUUUUGAGUUUUUGUGUUGUUUUCAUGUGUAUUUCCGCGUUGUUUUGAUGUGUGUGGGUUUUGCUAUGCUAGCUUGUGUGGCAAAAUGAGAUCCAAGAAAGAAGGUUGACACGCACACAGACUUUUGUGCGAUUUUAAUCAUCAUAUUCUUGCUGCAUGAAUGACAGAGCAUCAUUUUUUGCUUUCACUGAAUUACUUUUCUCGUUUCUAACUUUAUCGUGUGUCAUUCUCGCACCCUUCGUUGCAGACAACACACUAGCAUUUCAAAGCUUAUCAAACGCCACCAAAUAUAUGCCUUACUACUGUAUUAUAAAAAUGCUUUACUGUACAUCAAUAAAGCACGCAGUUAUGGUGA